This is a messenger RNA of Vollenhovia emeryi, 2166 nucleotides long. RefSeq names its product cystathionine beta-synthase (gene Cbs). Bases 334 to 1833 code for a protein of 499 amino acids. Gene Ontology annotation, cellular component: cytoplasm. Gene Ontology annotation, molecular function: cysteine synthase activity; cystathionine beta-synthase activity. NCBI's taxonomy places the organism in Eukaryota, Metazoa, Arthropoda, Insecta, Hymenoptera, Formicidae. The transcript is spliced from 5 exons. The record is from RefSeq and is a predicted model, not a curated record.
CGAAUUCAAGGUCGACGAGAUACGACAAGGGGGCUAUAAAGCAUAUGUGAGAGCGGCGAGUUUUCAGUAAUACUCGCUGGUCGACUGUGAUACACACGGAACGGGAAUCUUACGUAUUUGUCCUCCCCCUUUUUUUCUCACGUUUACAUUCCGUCUCUACUUCGAGCCUGACGUUCCGUACGACAGAACGUGGACAGAACCGUCCGUUGCCUCUUCCGCUGCCACCCGGCGAGAGUCGACGCUCCACGACCCUGCGGCUCGAUCUCCGUAGCUUUUACAUUACUCCGCCGAGCCUUUCGUUUGAUCGAUAAUUGAAAGGAGAAGAUUGUGAUAAUGGAACUGAUACGGCCGGACCGACCAUCUAAAUGCACGUGGGAAGCGAACGUGAAAAAUUCGCCGCAUACCACACAAACGGAGGUACCAAACCGUAAGACGAUAUUACCAAAUGUUUUAAGCGCGAUUGGUCAGACGCCUCUCGUACGACUUAACAGCAUUCCUAAAGCGCAUGGGAUCAAAUGUGAAAUGUACGCGAAAUGCGAGUUCUUCAAUCCCGGAGGGUCUGUCAAGGACAGGAUAGCGCACAGAAUGAUCCAGGACGCGGAAGAAAAGGGCCUGAUAAAGCCGGGGUAUACGAUUAUCGAGCCAACCAGCGGCAACACCGGCAUCGGCCUGGCGAUGGCCGCGGCGGUCAAGGGUUACAAGUGCAUCAUUGUGAUGCCGGAGAAAAUGUCGAACGAGAAAGUCUACGCGCUACGCGCUCUCGGCGCGAAAAUAGUCAGAACGCCGACCGAGGCCGCUUGGUACAGCCCGGAGGCGCACAUCAGCGUCGCCCAGAAGUUGCAGCGUGAGAUACCCGAUAGUAUCGUUCUGGACCAGUACACCAACGCUGGCAAUCCGUUGGCGCACUACGAUCACACCGCGACGGAACUUUGGGAGCAGUGCGACGGCAAAGUGGAUUACGUUGUAAUGGGCGCCGGCACUGGCGGCACUGUGUCCGGGGUUGGACGAAAAUUGAGGGAAUUGUCGCCUAGCACGAAAAUUAUCGCGGUCGAUCCUAAGGGCAGCAUUUUGGCGGAGCCGUCCGAACUGAAUGGCGACGGCGUCGGCUUCUACGAGUUAGAGGGAAUUGGCUACGACUUUGUACCCACGGUCCUGGAUCGCAAGGUGAUCGACACGUGGAUGAAAACCGAGGACGAGGAGUCACUAAUAGCGGCGCGGGAACUUAUCAGCAAGGAGGGACUGUUGUGCGGCGGCAGCAGCGGCGCCGCGCUCGCGGCGGCGUUAAAAAUCGCGAAAGACCUGCCCGCGGACAAACGCGUGGUCGUUCUUUUGCCGGACAGUAUAAGAAAUUACAUGACCAAAUUCGUGUCCGAUCAAUGGAUGGAAGCCAGGGACUUCUUGCCGUCUGAACCCUCGAUAGAAGCGAACAAGUGGUGGUGGAACUUACCGGUAUCGGAUUUACCAUUAAAAAAGCAUGUGUUGCUAAAGGGGAUGUCGUGUAAAAAUGCUGCGGACCUCUUGAAAUCCGCCGAUCACGUACAGCCGUUGUUAGUAACCGACGAGAAGGACGCGUGCGUGAAAGGCGUAGUCACGUUGGACGCGCUCCUGUCCAGUUUAAUCUCCGGCACGGUGAAUCGCAGUGACUGCGCCGAGAAAGUCAUGAUAAAGCAGUUUACAAAAGUUGCAGCCUCAACUGCGCUCGGUAGAGUGUCGCGUAUUCUCGAGAAGGAACCCUAUGCCGUAGUUGUGAACGACAAAGACGCUCCGAUUGGACUUGUAACUCAGCGCGAUAUUUUUAAUUUUAUCACCAAGGAUGAUGGCGAUGAAAAAUAACGGAAUUGUAUAAAAUUCGAUCUCGUCACACGCGAUCAAGCGAGACUGUUCGCUUGCUCCGUAUAUUCAAAUAAGUAGGACCGAUUACACGGUUCCUUCCUCUACAAUUUUAAUACUAUUACCUUACAUUUGUAUAAAUUGGGCCGAUAAUUUAUAUCAUUGUCAAUGUGAAAUGUACAUAUACAUUCCGUUCUUGUGAAGUGAUACAAGUUUUUAAUAUCUCUUUUAGCAUUUACAGUUUUACGCAUCUAAGCUGCACUUUUCACCUUUGUAGCAAUUCCACGAAUCAACGUGCAAAUACAGACGAGCAAAAUAAAAAUACGAGAUUAUGAA